This is a messenger RNA of Anguilla rostrata (American eel), 1104 nucleotides long. Its product is annotated as protein LKAAEAR1-like. The record is from RefSeq and is a predicted model, not a curated record. NCBI's taxonomy places the organism in Eukaryota, Metazoa, Chordata, Actinopteri, Anguilliformes, Anguillidae. The transcript has 4 exons. The coding region runs from base 264 to 767 and encodes 167 amino acids.
AUAAAACAAUAAAUAAUGUUGAUUGUACUCGUCUGGCACAUGGAGAAACCGGCUCAUUUGCAGCUUCACUGCCUUUAGAAAUGGUAAAUUACCCGAAGCUGCUGCUAUGGCAACACUAGUAAACAGUAGGUGCUUUUUCUUGUGUUUCAUUUCCUUCCAUAGAGUGUCCUGGCAUCGAUAGAACAUACAAAUACGAAAGAAUAAAGGAAGUGGAAGCUUCGUUAGUCAGUAAAGACGGAGGAGGUGGAAGAAACGAAACAAACAUGUCCAAUGCAAUAGAAAAGAGCGACGGAACCUUAGGCAGGAACAGAGGCAGUGUGACAGCCGCGGAACUCAAGAGAAUGUGUCCGCAACAGAGGGCUCGGUACCUGGCGUAUGAGGAGCCGUCCAAGGAAGUGCAGAAGGUGAUGUCUGUGACGAAUCAGCGGUUGUGUGCCAGAAAAGCCGAGGCCAGGAAAAAUCAAGAAACGGCUCAAAAUGAGGAUUUGGAGAAGAAGCGGCAAGACACGCUGAUAGGCCAAUUGAAGGCCGCGGAGGCUCGGAAUAGAAUUCGACACAUGAGACUGCGGUAUCAGAACAGGAGGGCGCAGGAAAUUAAUUUAAUGAUUGCAUGCCAGCCCACUGCACUGAAGGCCGUUCGUUUGGAGAUGCUUCUACCCACUAAAGUGAGCCAGUUAAGGGGCUGUGAUAGCUUGGAUAGACUGGAGAGGAGAAGAAUUGAAGAGAUCCUGGAGGAUGAGAAGGGGCUGACAAUAAAUCGAGUUUGAAUACUUUGAGACUUAAACCAUUACUGCAAGGUUAUUGUAGGAACAGCAACACAGUCAGACUGAAUUUCUUGAAGUGGAGCUGCAUUGUCUUGAAAAACCUGCUCAUCUCUCUUGGUUCCCAAGCAUGCUUCUGUUUAAAGACCUCAUUUGUUUUUAGCAAUGUAACAAUUCAGACAGAACCCAGGAUCUUGAGCGUGUCUUGCCAUAUUACAUUCACUUGAAGUUGCUUCAGAUUCUACAUCUGAAAAAUAAGAGUGGCCAUACUUUGUCAAGAUACUUUUUAGCAUGCAUCAGAUUUCUCACUGAAUUGCUAGAAAUAAAAUGAAAAACUACUGGA